This is a messenger RNA of Sitodiplosis mosellana (orange wheat blossom midge), 1587 nucleotides long. Its product is annotated as BTB/POZ domain-containing protein 3-like. NCBI's taxonomy places the organism in Eukaryota, Metazoa, Arthropoda, Insecta, Diptera, Cecidomyiidae. The record is from RefSeq and is a predicted model, not a curated record. Bases 115 to 1464 code for a protein of 449 amino acids. Gene Ontology annotation, cellular component: cytosol. The transcript has 2 exons. Gene Ontology annotation, biological process: neurogenesis. Gene Ontology annotation, molecular function: protein binding.
AGCCGAACAUUCAUUUUCUCUCUGGAAACCGGUAAAUUUGAACACAAACAUCGAGCAUAACCUCAACCACAGUUGGAAUACAUUUGUCGUAAGGAAGGAACACAGUCAACAAUAAUGCCAGUUUUUGAUCCACUAAACAGUGACUACGCAACUCAACUAUUUGCGACGAUUGGAGAAAAGUUGUACUUGAACUCUGAAGUGGCCGAUGUUCACUUUGUCUUCGAGUCAAAUGAUGACAACGAACGAGUCCCGGCACAUAAAGCCCACUUGAUGACCGGAAGCGAUGUCUACGCCAAAAUGUUCAGUGGAUCAUGGAAAGAGAUGGAUACGGUGAAGGUUGGCGAUGUAUCGGCUGCUGCCUUCAAGGAAUUUCUCCAGUUUUUCUACUUUGGCCAAGUUAAGCUAACGAUGGAAAACGUCGCCGCAGUGAUGAAUCUCGGUGAAAUGUACAAUGUGACCGAGUGUUUGACAGUGUGCACCAAAUUCCUGAAAAACAAUCUAAACGAUGACAACGUUUGCCGAAACUAUGGAUUAGCAAUACUCUUCAACCAAGACGAUCUUAAGCAGUCGUGUGAAACGGUUAUCGGACUCAACACAAAUGCUGUGCUCAAGUCAACUGGUUUUUUGUCAUGCGAUCAAAAAGUCUUGGUCGAGAUUUUGAGACUGAAUUGGUUGUCGUGCACAGAGAUCGAGCUCUUCGAGGCAUGCAUGUAUUGGGUCAAAGCAACUGUCGAGGAGGGCGAUUUAACCAAGGAACUGAUGCAAGUUAAACUCGGUGAUUCACUUUAUGGUAUUCGAUUUGGAUCGAUGUCAUUCGAAGAAUUUGGAGCGCUGAUGCCAGCAUAUGGACAUCUGUUCGUGGGCAACGAACUUGUGGACAUCAUUCAAAUGAUUACAAACAAAGAAUUCCAAGCGGCAAUGUUCAAUGGAAAUCGCGAGAAGCGCAGCGAUUCAAAUCCAUGGGAAACGAAUGAAUGGUUUUAUUGCAAUCGAUUGCUCUCGACAUAUAAAGUGAUUAAACCAUAUUUUAUCAAAAAUUUGGAAACAACCAAGUUCUCCAGCAACGAGCCAUUUUUGCUAAUAGGUUUCACUAUUCAAUACAUUAAAAUCUACCGUGACGGAAAAUACACUAAGUGUGAAGAGGUUUCAACAGAAAUUACUAUAGUCGAAAUGUCCGUUCCCUAUGAUUCUAAAAAAGAAGUGGUGAUGUACAAUGGGGAAGCAAAAUUGACAAGUAAUGAGUUUCCGUUAUCCACACCGCUUCUUAUUAGACCUGGAUUUUUGUACGAAAUUCGAUUGAAGCAAAAUCCCCCGGAAAAUUGUGCAAUUGGCCUUCCACUAAAAUCUGAAGUCCAGAUGAAUGAUGUCAUCACCAUUCAAUUUCAUGAUGACCCAUUGAUACCAGACGAUAUAUCGCCGACAAAUUUAAUAUACAGACUGCAUUUCAACAAAAUCGGAAAGUAGCAUAUGUCAGAGUUGUAAUCAAUUUCAUUGCUACCAAACAUUACCUGAUUGAUAUUGGGUUUGCUAUUGUGAUGAAAUUACUUAUUCUAUUUUAAAUGAGUUCAAUAAAUAAAUAGUCCAAAA